GUGACCUAUAUUGAAAAUUAAUUUAAAAAAAUAUUUCUUAUUUCACUUUCUUUUUUGUAAACUGCAACAUGAUUCACAAAUUAAGUGAAAAAUUUAUACACGAUAUCAUAACGUCCAGACAGUGGUUUUUUAUUAUAUGUCUGCCUAGUCUUUAUUUUUUUUACCACAGCUGUUUAGCUUAAUGCAUUCUGGCUGCCUGUGACGGUUAUUUGGUAGCAACGCUGUCAAAUUUUGACAGUUUUAUUUUAGAAUGGCGGCUUUGGCUUGUUUUAAGAAAUUAUCAGAUAUUGUUGAAAAGAUUUUAAAAUCGUCUUCAAUGACUGUCAACGAUCUACACGAAAACUAAAAAGUAAAAACUUCUGCACCAUAAAUCCGGAAGCAAUUAAUGUCUUCUGCUUCAACUUUCUGCAUUGGAAUGCUAACGAUUGACUGCUGUGUUUUAAAAUUCUCGUGAAGUUUUUUAAUAAAAUGAAUCUUGCUGGAAACAAUAUGUCUUUGUCAAAUAAAUAUCUUGCUCAAACAACUAUAAUUUCUAAGAUUUAAUACCAUUUGAAAAGGGGUUUAAAAAAAUAGCAAACAUGCAGAACGGUACAUAUCCUUGGAUGGCGACGUCGUCUUUGGCUCAAAAGAACUGGCCUGUGACCCCUGGCUACCAGGCAAGUCUCAGCGACCUCUUCUUGAAGAAAAAUCCUCUUCACUUCGGGACAGGCAUAUCGCAGUUGGCCGCUGCUUCGAACUACAUCGAGAAAAUGUCGACCAUAAACGAACCGCCUCCGAAAUGCCAUCACCCUGACGCUAAAGACAAGGGACACCCCUGUGAAAUUUGUCAGCAAUACUUAUUAAGCAGUAAUUUUAAUAACAUAAGCAGCAUGCUGAGGAAUGAUGGCACUUCAGCGAAUGCCACACGGCAAAGUAACAGUCCCAUCAUGACCAAUUCUCCAUCUGAAAGGAAACCGAUGAACCUUAUGCCUAACGGACCACCUCCGAACGUCAUACCUACGUCCGGCAUGCAUCCAUCUAUGAGCAUGCAUCCGGGGGGUCCUCCCCCCGGCAUGCAGAAUAUGAAGCCUAGACCUUUACCAACAAAACAGUUCCCCUGUCCUGUGUGUCAUAAAUUAUUCACCCAAAAAGGCAAUCUAAAAACUCACAUGAUGAUCCAUACCGGGGAAAAACCGUACGCCUGCCAAGCUUGUGGAAAAAGCUUCACUCAAAAGGGAAAUGUAGAUACACAUAUGAAAAUACACACUGGGGAGCGUGAAUACGGCUGUGACGCCUGCGGAAAGCGGUUCACUCAAAAAGGCAACUUAAAGACUCAUAUCCGAAGUGUGCACACGAAAGAGAAACCCUUUGCAUGUGGUUUAUGUGGGAAAUGUUUUUCCCAAAAGGGUAACAUGCAGACUCAUAUAAGAACACAUAACAAAGACGACCGUUUCCCAUGUACACUUUGCGGAAAAACAUUCUCCCAGAAAGGCAAUCUAAAGACUCACAUGGCCCGACACGCAGGUCAGAUUCCGACCAAGCGACAGUUCGGUUCACGUCUUGCGAACAGAACUUAUGUCGGGCAGUUGGUUAAAGCCGGUCAGACAACAGUGCCUCGUAUGCAACCAUUCCCCAUUCAGCCGUCUCCCGUGUCUUCGCAAGCGUCGACCACGUCACCUCUGAACUCUCCUACCACACCUCAGCCCAUGGGUUCGAACCAGAAUAAUCACCCGGAUAUACGUAGCCCCCACCAGGGCCUCGGCAACCCUUAUUCCGAAUCUCCCAUUGAUCUUAAGCCCCCUCUCAAUUGCCACCUCCCACUAUCACGACCCAUGUCCUGUAACCAAAAUCCACCUAUGGCUAACUCCCCUAGUCCGCACCCAUCCCACCUCUCGAGUCCCUCCCCCGACGAAGACGCAAAUCCGAGGCCUUUCAUCCAUAGUAAGUUAUUCCAAGCCACGCAUAGUCCAAAUUAUUUGAAUGAUCAAAUGCAGGAUCCUAACGGCAGCUUGAUGAAUUCCCAGCAGCAAUCGAGAAUCAACAGUCCCGUCGGGACGCCCGCCGGCCACCUUCAGCAGAACCACGAGCGCGAUGCUCGUCCGUUUUACUCCGCUCCUCCCACUCCCAUACCUGCUCCACUGACUCCCGUUUCGAGGUGGCUUCCUCACGGAAUGACACGCCAUUACGAAUCUUUCCAAUCACACGCAGGUCUCGGAUGCUACAGCUCCGUGGCUUCACACACCACCCCGUUAUCUCGAUUGUCUCUACUGGCGUCGGGGUCUAUAAACUCUCAGCAAAAUCAUAGUAUGAAUUCUCAGAACCAACAACCCUUAGACGAGGAGGAAGACAUCGAGAAGGACAAAGAAGCUGUGCCACAACAACAACAACAUUUUCAUUCUCCAAAUAAUCCCGAUUUCUCCCAACUACUGGAUUGAUUUGGGUUGCAUAAUUAAGUAAAUAUACAGUUUCUUGUACAGUGUAAGUUGUUAGUGUUGAUUAACUUACAUGUACAUACAUUUUUAAUAUUGUGUGAUGCUUGUGUCUAAACAGUGAAAGUGAGUUUUUCCCUUUAAAGGGAAAAUUGUGGGGGAAAAAAUUGUUUCAUGUGUGCAAAAAGUAUUCUUUUUACAUUUAAAUUUGUGGAAGUUAAUUAUGUUUACUAGUGAUAUUUCUUACAGGGUCUAGGCACAGGCAUUCGCAAAGUAUUGUGCAUCGAUGUUCUUUGACAUAUUAAAAUUUAAAUCAGUUCUUAGCUUACUGACAAAAAUAGCUAUGCAGGGAUUUUAUACUAAAAUAUGUAAUUUACUUAAAAAUAUUCGUAUUUUAGAUAGUAAUGGCUUGCUGUAAAUAGGGAAGUUUAACCCGGUGAAUUCUUGUCUGUAUGA
Molecule: messenger RNA, 2864 nt
Organism: Parasteatoda tepidariorum (common house spider)
Lineage: Eukaryota; Metazoa; Arthropoda; Arachnida; Araneae; Theridiidae
Biological process (GO): regulation of transcription by RNA polymerase II
Cellular component (GO): chromatin; PcG protein complex; transcription regulator complex
Molecular function (GO): RNA polymerase II cis-regulatory region sequence-specific DNA binding; DNA-binding transcription factor activity, RNA polymerase II-specific
Source: RefSeq, a predicted model, not a curated record